Triplophysa dalaica is the source of this 1347-nucleotide messenger RNA. RefSeq lists its product as uncharacterized. Gene Ontology annotation, molecular function: RNA binding. Bases 180 to 1226 code for a protein of 348 amino acids. The transcript has 8 exons. Gene Ontology annotation, biological process: positive regulation of translational initiation; positive regulation of RNA splicing. Gene Ontology annotation, cellular component: nucleus; cytoplasm. The record is from RefSeq and is a predicted model, not a curated record. NCBI's taxonomy places the organism in Eukaryota, Metazoa, Chordata, Actinopteri, Cypriniformes, Nemacheilidae.
ACGGAUACGUCACAUGACUCGCAGCAGACGGUCACGUUAAUUGGUGUUCACAGAGAACAUCGCCAUCUAUGGAGAGCGGUUGACGUCGUUUAUUUCUCUUUGCUGGAUAAGUGUGAUAUUUGUGAUCCUUCGAUGACAGAAAGUCGAUCGUUUCCUUUGGCUUGACGUGAUCAAGAAAGAUGAAGGAGUUUGUGGAGGAGGUCCCCGAUGAGGGAUAUGGAUGCAGUGUGGCUAAUCGCUUCGGGCAGCUUCUCGACGACGAGUCUGACCCUUUCGACAUCUUACACGCGGCAGGGGCGGGCAAGCAGCAAAAGAAGAAGAAAGAAGAUUCAAAGAAAUCCUCAAACGGAGCGAAAACGGGAAAGAAAGAGACUCAGAGGGACAGGAAAAACACUGGUCCGGCCGUUGGGGUUAACGUUAGCCAAGGCCAAGUGCGCCUCCCACGCGGAGAAGUUGAGGAGAGGCCUGUUACUUUUGAGCGUAAAUUCAACGAUGCCGACACCCCCAGUUUCUCUGUGGAGAGGCCUGUGGAUGUGUUGGAUAGAGCUGGUAGAGGAAGAGGCAAUGUCAGGGGAAGAGGCGCCCGAGGCCCCGGCUAUCCGAGAUCAAAUGAUGGAUUUGACCAGAGGGGAAAGAGGGAAUUUGAGAGGCAUAGUGGCAGUGACAGAACGAGUGUCCGGUCAGAUGAAAAGCGUGGCGGCAGUGGAUCUCGCAACUGGGGUUCGAUGAGAGACCAUAUGAGUGAAGUCGAAGAAGCAUCGCCCACUGAAGAGGUUGUGGAAAGUGAGGAGACCCCUGAGGGAGUGGAGACUGGAGAAAACAGGCCAUCUGAGACGGAGGAAGUGAUCGAGGUUGCUAUACAGAUGACUCUGGAUGAGUGGAAGGCCCUACAGGAGCAAAGCAGGCCUAAGGUGGAGCUGAAUAUCCGUAAAGCAGAAACCGCUGUGCCUUCAAAGGCUGUUGUCAUCCAUAAAUCUAAAUUACUUGCGAAAAGUCACAAUGGCAUGGAGGACGAGGAUGUGGUUUUUCGUCGUCCAGCCAAUGACAUCACAUGUCAGUUGGAGAUCAACUUCGGCAGCUUGGCUCGGCCCUCUCGAGGUGGGAGAGGUGGACGAGGCGGUCGUGGCCGUGGGGCUCCUCCCUCCAUGCCGUUCCAAAGAUCUCCACAGAAGUAUGAUGUGGCUCCAAACCCAGAUGAUCCAGAAGAUUUCCCUGCACUGGGUUAGUUCUCCUCCAGAGGAAUAGUGAAUAGAUUAAACUGUUCUGCAACCUGUUUUGGUAACGAUGCAAUGGGCAAAGUGUACUUAAAGUGGGCACAAAUUAAAAUAAAAAUAUGCAAGUCUUUUG